This is a messenger RNA of Gallus gallus (chicken), 1054 nucleotides long. RefSeq names its product olfactory receptor 1052-like. Lineage: Eukaryota; Metazoa; Chordata; Aves; Galliformes; Phasianidae. Gene Ontology annotation, cellular component: membrane. The coding region runs from base 30 to 977 and encodes 315 amino acids. The record is from RefSeq and is a predicted model, not a curated record. The transcript has a single exon. Gene Ontology annotation, molecular function: odorant binding; olfactory receptor activity; G protein-coupled receptor activity. Gene Ontology annotation, biological process: G protein-coupled receptor signaling pathway; sensory perception of smell.
AAUUCAGCAGAUCUCCCAGUGCAUCCCGCAUGUGUCAGAUGGAUGGGAGGAAUGAGAGCAGGAUGACCCAAUUCAUCCUCCUAGGACUGACAGAUGGCACGGAGCUGCAGGUCCCUCUCUUCUUCAUCUUCUCAGUGAUCUACACCAUUGCUGUGCUGGGGAACCUUGGCAUGAUCGUUUUGAUUUGGACUCACCUCCAGCUUCACACUCCCAUGUAUUUCUUCCUCGGUAACUUGUCUGUGAUAGACCUCUGCUCUGCUACUGUCUUUGCUCCAAGGAUGCUGGGGAACUUCUUUGCGCAGAGCAAAGCCAUUUCCUAUUCUGCGUGCCUUUCCCAGACUUUCUUUUUUGUUGUUUUCAUCACCACGGAGGUGUUCUUGCUAACGGCAAUGGCGUAUGACUGUUACGUAGCCAUCUGUAGCCCCCUGCUCUAUAGCACUGUUAUGACCAAGCGAGUCUGUAUGCAGUUGGUGGUGGGAUCAUACAUGGGGGGACUCCUGAACUCGCUGACACACACCUGCGGCUUGCUGGGGCUGCCGUUCUGUGGCCCCAAUGUCAUCAAUCAUUACUUUUGUGACAUCCCUCCCUUGCUGCAGCUUGCAUGCUCGGAUACCCAUCGUAAUGAGACUUUGCUGUUAGCUUUCUCUGCGGUUAUUGCCCUGUUUACUCUCUUUGUCAUCACUGCUUCCUAUAUGCUCAUCCUAUCUGUCAUUCUGAAGAUCCAGUCAGAUGAUGGCAGGAAGAAAACCUUCCACACUUGUGCCUCUCACCUGACAGCCAUCACCAUUUUCUUUGGAUCCCUUGCUUUUAGCUACAUCCAGCCCAGCUCCAGCUACUCAAUAGAGCAGGAGAAAGUCUCAGCAGUCUUCUACACGCUCCUGGUCCCCAUGCUGAACCCCUUGAUCUACAGCCUGAGAAACAAGGAGGUGAGGAGCAGCUUCAGAAGGACAUUUAGGGUGAGAGAGCUUUUCCACUAGUCACUGCAAGUGCCUGUUGCAAAACAUGCUUAGCUGCGAGAAAGGGUUUGGGGUCAUGGUUCCAAAUACCAAAAUUC